CCCGCCCGGACUCGGCGGGAAGCGGCCUGGCAGGCGGCGGCCCCGGCGGCGUCAGCAGAGGGAGGACAGGGCCGAGGCCGCGGGUCCCUGAGGCGCGCGGGCCCACAGGGCCCGGCGUUGGCACCAUGAUGCCGGGCGAAACCCACUCGGCGGCGCCCGGGACGGCGGCGGACCUCUCGCGGUGUCAGGGCUGCGCCUCCCUGCAGCAGAAUUUAAACGAGUAUGUUGAAGCACUAAUUACCUUGAAGCAGAAAAUUAUUAAUACAGAUAAUUUAUUAACAGAAUAUCAGAAGAAAUGUGAUGAGCUGCAGUUUGCAAGAAGAGAGAAUAGUACCCUGCAUCACCAAGUGGAACAGAUGCUUCAAAAAAUUUCUCCUCUGCAGAAAUGUCAGGAAGAAUUGGGGUCUUUAAAAGCAGAGCUGGAAGAGAAGAAGAGUUCUCUCAAGUUGUACCAAGAUACUCACCAGGAAUAUGCACGUGUAAAAGAAGAAUGCUUGAAAACUGAUGCUCAGAAGAAGAAACUAGAAGCCAAGGUGAAGAAGCUGGAAGAGGCUGCUGUGAAGCAAACGCAGGACUUCAAGCAACUGAGGAAUGAAAAGAAAAUACUUGAAAAGGAAUUUAAGAAGACACAGGAACGGCUCGAUGAAUUUUCUAAACAGAAAAAUGAAAAGGAGUUGAGGCAUAUUGGAACACAAAUUUCAAGUGAUUCUUAUGGAAGCAUAGAUAAAAGAAAAGUAAAGCUACUUCUGAAGGAGCUCUGGCUCUGCAUAAACACAACACACAGACUACCUGGUGAAGGCAGCCGAUGCAUCACAGAGAAACCUGCCAAAGAAAACCCGGGGCCCACAGAGCCCAGGGACGAUGGUGUGCCCCCUCCAGCAGGUGGCAGGCCACUCCAAGCCGCAGCUGUGCAGACGUGCCUGGCAGAACUGUCCAUGGAAAUAGAGGGCGACUUCUCUGCAUGUAGACGUGUGGGGAGACACGAGUACAGUGGAGCCGCGCACUGCAGUGACCACGUAGCUAACGAGGGCCGGCAUCCUGAACUUGAGGUGCCAAGGACUGACGAGGACAGUACUGACUUCUCUGAUCGUGAUCACUGUUUCGAUGAAGACCUCCAGGCUGCAGUUGACUUCUUCAGACUUCCCCCUCCUCUGUUGUCUCCGGUGCCGUCACCCCCUUUGGUGUCCCUACCACCCCUGAGCACAUUACCUUCUUCACUGGCGCCUGAAACCUACUUCGGAGAGUAUACAGAUUCCAGUGAUAAUGAAUUGUCCCAACAUAGAAAUUCUGCUGAGUCUGUUUCAGAAGAUGAGACAUCUGAAUCACAGUAUUUUGGUUCAUCCAGAAAAAGUAAAGGAAGUGGUGGUACCUGGGAGGAGAAGCUCAAAUCACAUGAAGCCUCCCAGGCUCUGGCUACGCUGGAAGUAAAUGAAGUGACAACUGUCGGGUUUGGGACGUUCACAGCAACGCUGAGAGAGCCUUCAGCUGCAUACUCCGUAGCUCACGAGAAACACUGGAUGGUGUCAUCUGAGUCCGCGAGUGACGGGAGAAGAGCCAUUUCAGAUGAGGCACAAAGACAGAGAGAGGUUAGGGAGGUGGAUAAGUCGGUGCAGACUGAGAACACACUUCAUGAACCCAUCAGAAACGUGUGUGUUGAGACGUCAUCUGGCAGCCGGGCACAGGGCAGGGGAGCAGCCCUCCGGAAGUCUGACACGUGUUCCUCUACCCUCGGCAAGAGGCCAUUCAGUGAACUCAUGGAAUCUGAAGGAAAAACCCUACUAUCCAAAAUGAUAGGAUCACCCAAAUCACAGUUUACUAAGUGGACACUAAGUAAUGAAAUCCCUCUUGAAUCAGAUCAUCUGUCAAUCUCUGACCACCUCCAGGGAAUGUGUGGAGUAUCGGGAAAGAAGCGAGAUGCUCAAGACUUCAUUUUAGGAGCAUCGCCUGAGCCAGAGGACGAUGUAGGUGAUGCAGCGGGUGCCCCAGGGCUCCGUGGUGAUGCCAGCCUUUCUUCCUCUUCUACCUCGGGAGCAUCGUCUGUCUGCAGUGACUCCCCAUCUUCCUCUGGAUUGAAGUAUGCUCAUGACCAACACAUUCCUGCUAAAGUUACUGCUGUGGAACUGCACCAUUCAGAACAGCAGUUACAAGCUGAAACCUUGAACGUGCUAGAUCUGCAGCCUGAGCCCCCAGAGUGUCCUCCCGGAGAGAACCAUCUGGAGAAUAGCUUGUGUGCUUUGAGCCCUGAGUUGGGAGCAUCACAUUUUAAUAAUGAAAGCAGCAAUGAGGUCAAGUCCACAGAUGUUUUGAAAGGCAUUCCCAAAGUCUGUUCAAUUGCACAGUCAGUAUUUAUAAAAGCUAUGAAAGACGCACAGUGCAGAAGCCAGGGUCCCAGAGCUGAGCUCCCCCUGACUAGGGCGGAUUCUACACCAUUGCUAGAGUCUCAGCGUGGCUUGACCAAGGGUGGGUUUGGUUUUAAAAGCCCUUCAUGGCACCAUAGUGAUGUGUUAAGGAGAGGUGGAGAAGAAAGGCUAAGGGCUAAGUCAGAACCCGAACAGAAGACUAACCAUCAGGUACAACAGGCAGCAGCAUCCUUAGAAAGUAGACGGUCCACAUCGAAGCCUGAGCUUGCCUCAGAAAAUAACCCCGUGGGGCUCAGGGCUGCUACGUCACUGUUGCCUAACCAAGUGUCCGUGAUCACCAAGCAGGCCCGGCCCGACACAGUGCAGAGCACUAGACUGGAACCCUGGAGGCAGCGGAAGACUGAGCCUCCCUUCGGGGCAGCACACGCCGGUCCUGGGGCUGUUCCCACGUCCUCUGUAGCCAGACGUGACGGAGAAAGAGAGGACACGGCGUGGGCUGCCCAGGGAGCGGCUGCUAAUGAAGGGACCUCGCCACAAGUUUCUGCCUCAUGGAGAAAAUUAAAUUUCAGUUUUCCAAGUUCCACAAAUAGCAAACCGUCUUUCUCUCCCAAAAACAUCCCUGUCCCAAAUCAAGACAUCACAACCGAAGCCUCAGCACAGGAGGCAGUGCCGAAGCAAACUCUGCUCCUUCAUGCCGCAAGUCUGGACUCCUCUGGGCUGAUUGGGGACCAACUCCGUCCCGCUCCAGAAGUGCCAGUGUCCAGAAGUUGCGCUGUUGACAGAGUGCCCUAUGGGGGCACGGGCAGAUCUGGUAGCAAGGCUCUGGCCAUCCUGGAGGGCUCUCCCCGUGUCCGCCCGAGCCUGCAGGAGUCCCCAGAGCUGCCGUCUCAGACUCCUGGCAGGGCCUCUCCUGAAGGUCCAGGUACCACAGGGACGGCUCUCCCAUCGGCGAUUCUCAGAAAAGAUGAGGAGACGCGUGCUGUCCCCGCGAGUGCUCUCGCUGGGCCUGUGUGUUGUUACACGGGCAUUCGGGAGGGAGGAGGUGGCGACACAGAGGUGGAGGAGAGUGAGGCGCCUAGCGGUAGCGAAGGGGAGAGCGAGCCCGAAGCCGCGCUGGGGGACAGACCGCGGGGGGCUGCUCACGCCUCCAGAAGAGGUUUAGGAGCCCCAGGCGCUGGCUCAGCCGAGACUCGGCCUCCCGUCGAGGUGGGCUGUCUGACCUCCGCGCUGCAGGACUUCAACAUCAGCACCCUUUCUGAGAUCGACGGGCUCUCUACAUCCGAGGUCGUGAUGUUUCUUGAAAGUUGUCAGUUAAGAGAUUACAGUUCGGGGGACUCUGUUUCAGAAUGUUCUAGCAGAGGAACCCUGCAUAAAGAAAUGAACAAAGACUUAAAGCCAGGUGACCUCUCAGGAGGAAAGUACAGAAAGCAGCUCUGUGAAGAAGAAACCCUUGAAACCUCCGAAGAGUGGAUUGAAUCCGAGGAAGAGGACGGUCCUCUGAAGAGCACAGGUCAGCUCACACAGCGCUCCUUGGAAACGCUGUCUGAGGUGCUCACCAGGUUUGGACGGGAGCUUCAGGCCAGCUGUGAGAGCUCUCCUGGAAAAGACGCUGCUGACUUAGUGCUCUCAAAUACGCACGAUGACGUGACCAGUGAGCCUGUCAGAGAGCAUGUCCCACCUCAGGGGGCGAGUGGCUUCCCCCCACACCCUUCAGGUACAUCCCCUCCAGUAGCCAGCAUGACUGGCAAGGGCUGUUCUCCUGCUAGCGGCUCAUCGAGUAACGCAGUCACUCCUGGCAGUCCUGAGGGUGUUCCCAGUGUCACCAGCCCGAUCCGCGGUGGGGCAGAGUCCUCCCCCCAGCGCUCUGACUCCGUGGCGGGGCAGACCACAGAAGGCAGUGCUGAGGAGGGGGCAGAAACGACGUUUCAGUGCCAGAUAUCAACAGUGACCUCCGAAGUCAUAAACGUGCUCAUCAAUAAGGAUCAAAAUCUCGUCAUUGAAAAGGGGGACCACUGGACCAUCAUAAAUGGGGUAGCUCUCAUGCCAAAUGUGGACCAGGUCAUACUGUGUGACACUCCCGAAGACAUCCCUGUUUCCCCAGAUGGAGGAGGCCUGGGAGCUGGCUUCAUUUCCCUUACUUCCAUGGAGAAGUCCCCAGAGACCGGUCACCCUGGCCCUCCAUUUCAGGAGCCCCAGUGCGGCAGCACCCUAUCAUGUGCCCAAGAGGAAAUUUCCAGCAGUAGCCAGAGCACCAACUUUGAUAAAAGUCGUUUGCGUAACAGGCCUGUCAAACCUAGCGUAAGGAUUAGUUCUGAGAUCUAUGAUCAGAACUUUGAGUCUCAGACCAUUGCAUCUGAUCACACGUACUUUAACUCGAAACUAGAGCCAUUCAGCAAAAAUAAGAAUCGAUCAAAGAUUUCAAACAAAGAUCAAUCAAACAGGUCGGCAAAGGCUUUGGCAUCAAGCCGAGUUGAAACUAAUCAGAAUGAAGGUUCUCAGUCAUUUUCAGGGGAAAGAGAGAGCACAAAAACUCAGAGAAAUCAAACUCAGACCAUUCUAGCCAAUGCUGACACAUCAACUCCUACAGAUUGUUCUGAUACCCUGAGUAAAAUCCGGCAGGAGGUGGGGCCCCCUCUGCCGCCCUUGCUUGCUCCUCUGGUUGCUACACCUCCAAGGACUUCGCAGCCAGUUUCUCCGCUGCUAGCAACGUCCUCUCCCUCCUCACCUACCUCUCCUCUUGGCCAGAUUUCUCCCUUGUGUGAACCCCCUGUGCCUCCUGUGAUGUCUCCUUUGCCGGAAGAGCCGGGAUGCCUCUCUCCCCCAUGCACAUCUCCGUCCCCAUCUGCUGCACCGGCCGGCGAGAGGAUAGUGUCAUCACCCUUGCAAUUUUGUGCUGCCACCCCAAAGCAUGCCCUCCCUGUGCCUGGCCGCCUCCCGCCUCUGGCAUCUGCCCACACGGCUGUGGCUGGACCCCAGGAGAAUUCCGUUAAAAUCCUCGACACCAUGUACCCAGAGCUGUCUGCCAGGGCCCGUACCCUCAACAUUCUCAAAGGGAACAUUCAGCUCACUCGAGGUCCUCCUGCAGACCGUAAGAGCUUAGCGGGGCCUGUCAGUGCUAUCACAGGCUUCAAGGCAAUCACCUCAACAUCCACCGCCUUUGUUAAGACAGGGGGCAGCUCAGGGAGUGACUGUAGUCAGGACAAAUCCAGAGAUGGGGGGACUCGCCAGGAUGCAGGAGGGAAAAGGACAUUGUCUGCAUCUACGCUGAGGAGCGCCAAAAGACUGCGGCUGGACAGUGGGUCCCCAGAACCAGAAACUGGGGGCGCCACUACAGAAGGAGUCAGCAAGGCCCUCCGGAGGAGCCUCCCUCAAACUGAAGCUGUGGCGGCAGAGGAAGAAAGUUCUUCUCUGACCGUCAGUGCGGUUUCACAGUUGCCUCCAAACCCAAAAGAAACUGUAGAGUCCCAUGACAAAGCCAUAGCUGAUGCACUGAAGAAGAUCGCAGAGUCGUCUUUUGAUCUCUUACCUGUCAUUCGAAGUCAUGUGUAUGUGGGAAAUAUCUCCAAAAAGCCUGUCAUGAGAGAUCAAGAGAAGGAAGUUGUUCAUGAGUUUAGCACAACCAAAAAGCAUUUGGCAGAGUGCUUGCUGCACUCUAUUCUCUCAGAACUGAAACUGCAGAAGAUCUCCAUGGAGCGCAAUUACAUUCACGCCCUCUGCAGAGUGUAUGUGGGCAUCUGUCGGCAACUUGGGGACUUGGAAAGAGCUCGUUUGUUUUGCUACAGCCUACUUAAGGAAGAUUUUCCAGAGUCAGAGAAACUGACUUUGUUCAUUGCAAAUAUGUGGCAUGACAUAUUUAUUUCCCAAUCGGUGAUUAAUAAGGCGAUGCAGUUGGUUGCCAGGCAACGUGCUAAAGGAGAGGUCCGGAACUGUUUGAGAGCCUUUCUCAACUGGGAAAAGAAUUUAAACGAGUAUGUUGAAGCACUAAUUACCUUGAAGCAGAAAAUUAUUAAUACAGAUAAUUUAUUAACAGAAUAUCAGAAGAAAUGUGAUGAGCUGCAGUUUGCAAGAAGAGAGAAUAGUACCCUGCAUCACCAAGUGGAACAGAUGCUUCAAAAAAUUUCUCCUCUGCAGAAAUGUCAGGAAGAAUUGGGGUCUUUAAAAGCAGAGCUGGAAGAGAAGAAGAGUUCUCUCAAGUUGUACCAAGAUACUCACCAGGAAUAUGCACGUGUAAAAGAAGAAUGCUUGAAAACUGAUGCUCAGAAGAAGAAACUAGAAGCCAAGGUGAAGAAGCUGGAAGAGGCUGCUGUGAAGCAAACGCAGGACUUCAAGCAACUGAGGAAUGAAAAGAAAAUACUUGAAAAGGAAUUUAAGAAGACACAGGAACGGCUCGAUGAAUUUUCUAAACAGAAAAAUGAAAAGGAGUUGAGGCAUAUUGGAACACAAAUUUCAAGUGAUUCUUAUGGAAGCAUAGAUAAAAGAAAAGUAAAGCUACUUCUGAAGGAGCUCUGGCUCUGCAUAAACACAACACACAGACUACCUGGUGAAGGCAGCCGAUGCAUCACAGAGAAACCUGCCAAAGAAAACCCGGGGCCCACAGAGCCCAGGGACGAUGGUGUGCCCCCUCCAGCAGGUGGCAGGCCACUCCAAGCCGCAGCUGUGCAGACGUGCCUGGCAGAACUGUCCAUGGAAAUAGAGGGCGACUUCUCUGCAUGUAGACGUGUGGGGAGACACGAGUACAGUGGAGCCGCGCACUGCAGUGACCACGUAGCUAACGAGGGCCGGCAUCCUGAACUUGAGGUGCCAAGGACUGACGAGGACAGUACUGACUUCUCUGAUCGUGAUCACUGUUUCGAUGAAGACCUCCAGGCUGCAGUUGACUUCUUCAGACUUCCCCCUCCUCUGUUGUCUCCGGUGCCGUCACCCCCUUUGGUGUCCCUACCACCCCUGAGCACAUUACCUUCUUCACUGGCGCCUGAAACCUACUUCGGAGAGUAUACAGAUUCCAGUGAUAAUGAAUUGUCCCAACAUAGAAAUUCUGCUGAGUCUGUUUCAGAAGAUGAGACAUCUGAAUCACAGUAUUUUGGUUCAUCCAGAAAAAGUAAAGGAAGUGGUGGUACCUGGGAGGAGAAGCUCAAAUCACAUGAAGCCUCCCAGGCUCUGGCUACGCUGGAAGUAAAUGAAGUGACAACUGUCGGGUUUGGGACGUUCACAGCAACGCUGAGAGAGCCUUCAGCUGCAUACUCCGUAGCUCACGAGAAACACUGGAUGGUGUCAUCUGAGUCCGCGAGUGACGGGAGAAGAGCCAUUUCAGAUGAGGCACAAAGACAGAGAGAGGUUAGGGAGGUGGAUAAGUCGGUGCAGACUGAGAACACACUUCAUGAACCCAUCAGAAACGUGUGUGUUGAGACGUCAUCUGGCAGCCGGGCACAGGGCAGGGGAGCAGCCCUCCGGAAGUCUGACACGUGUUCCUCUACCCUCGGCAAGAGGCCAUUCAGUGAACUCAUGGAAUCUGAAGGAAAAACCCUACUAUCCAAAAUGAUAGGAUCACCCAAAUCACAGUUUACUAAGUGGACACUAAGUAAUGAAAUCCCUCUUGAAUCAGAUCAUCUGUCAAUCUCUGACCACCUCCAGGGAAUGUGUGGAGUAUCGGGAAAGAAGCGAGAUGCUCAAGACUUCAUUUUAGGAGCAUCGCCUGAGCCAGAGGACGAUGUAGGUGAUGCAGCGGGUGCCCCAGGGCUCCGUGGUGAUGCCAGCCUUUCUUCCUCUUCUACCUCGGGAGCAUCGUCUGUCUGCAGUGACUCCCCAUCUUCCUCUGGAUUGAAGUAUGCUCAUGACCAACACAUUCCUGCUAAAGUUACUGCUGUGGAACUGCACCAUUCAGAACAGCAGUUACAAGCUGAAACCUUGAACGUGCUAGAUCUGCAGCCUGAGCCCCCAGAGUGUCCUCCCGGAGAGAACCAUCUGGAGAAUAGCUUGUGUGCUUUGAGCCCUGAGUUGGGAGCAUCACAUUUUAAUAAUGAAAGCAGCAAUGAGGUCAAGUCCACAGAUGUUUUGAAAGGCAUUCCCAAAGUCUGUUCAAUUGCACAGUCAGUAUUUAUAAAAGCUAUGAAAGACGCACAGUGCAGAAGCCAGGGUCCCAGAGCUGAGCUCCCCCUGACUAGGGCGGAUUCUACACCAUUGCUAGAGUCUCAGCGUGGCUUGACCAAGGGUGGGUUUGGUUUUAAAAGCCCUUCAUGGCACCAUAGUGAUGUGUUAAGGAGAGGUGGAGAAGAAAGGCUAAGGGCUAAGUCAGAACCCGAACAGAAGACUAACCAUCAGGUACAACAGGCAGCAGCAUCCUUAGAAAGUAGACGGUCCACAUCGAAGCCUGAGCUUGCCUCAGAAAAUAACCCCGUGGGGCUCAGGGCUGCUACGUCACUGUUGCCUAACCAAGUGUCCGUGAUCACCAAGCAGGCCCGGCCCGACACAGUGCAGAGCACUAGACUGGAACCCUGGAGGCAGCGGAAGACUGAGCCUCCCUUCGGGGCAGCACACGCCGGUCCUGGGGCUGUUCCCACGUCCUCUGUAGCCAGACGUGACGGAGAAAGAGAGGACACGGCGUGGGCUGCCCAGGGAGCGGCUGCUAAUGAAGGGACCUCGCCACAAGUUUCUGCCUCAUGGAGAAAAUUAAAUUUCAGUUUUCCAAGUUCCACAAAUAGCAAACCGUCUUUCUCUCCCAAAAACAUCCCUGUCCCAAAUCAAGACAUCACAACCGAAGCCUCAGCACAGGAGGCAGUGCCGAAGCAAACUCUGCUCCUUCAUGCCGCAAGUCUGGACUCCUCUGGGCUGAUUGGGGACCAACUCCGUCCCGCUCCAGAAGUGCCAGUGUCCAGAAGUUGCGCUGUUGACAGAGUGCCCUAUGGGGGCACGGGCAGAUCUGGUAGCAAGGCUCUGGCCAUCCUGGAGGGCUCUCCCCGUGUCCGCCCGAGCCUGCAGGAGUCCCCAGAGCUGCCGUCUCAGACUCCUGGCAGGGCCUCUCCUGAAGGUCCAGGUACCACAGGGACGGCUCUCCCAUCGGCGAUUCUCAGAAAAGAUGAGGAGACGCGUGCUGUCCCCGCGAGUGCUCUCGCUGGGCCUGUGUGUUGUUACACGGGCAUUCGGGAGGGAGGAGGUGGCGACACAGAGGUGGAGGAGAGUGAGGCGCCUAGCGGUAGCGAAGGGGAGAGCGAGCCCGAAGCCGCGCUGGGGGACAGACCGCGGGGGGCUGCUCACGCCUCCAGAAGAGGUUUAGGAGCCCCAGGCGCUGGCUCAGCCGAGACUCGGCCUCCCGUCGAGGUGGGCUGUCUGACCUCCGCGCUGCAGGACUUCAACAUCAGCACCCUUUCUGAGAUCGACGGGCUCUCUACAUCCGAGGUCGUGAUGUUUCUUGAAAGUUGUCAGUUAAGAGAUUACAGUUCGGGGGACUCUGUUUCAGAAUGUUCUAGCAGAGGAACCCUGCAUAAAGAAAUGAACAAAGACUUAAAGCCAGGUGACCUCUCAGGAGGAAAGUACAGAAAGCAGCUCUGUGAAGAAGAAACCCUUGAAACCUCCGAAGAGUGGAUUGAAUCCGAGGAAGAGGACGGUCCUCUGAAGAGCACAGGUCAGCUCACACAGCGCUCCUUGGAAACGCUGUCUGAGGUGCUCACCAGGUUUGGACGGGAGCUUCAGGCCAGCUGUGAGAGCUCUCCUGGAAAAGACGCUGCUGACUUAGUGCUCUCAAAUACGCACGAUGACGUGACCAGUGAGCCUGUCAGAGAGCAUGUCCCACCUCAGGGGGCGAGUGGCUUCCCCCCACACCCUUCAGGUACAUCCCCUCCAGUAGCCAGCAUGACUGGCAAGGGCUGUUCUCCUGCUAGCGGCUCAUCGAGUAACGCAGUCACUCCUGGCAGUCCUGAGGGUGUUCCCAGUGUCACCAGCCCGAUCCGCGGUGGGGCAGAGUCCUCCCCCCAGCGCUCUGACUCCGUGGCGGGGCAGACCACAGAAGGCAGUGCUGAGGAGGGGGCAGAAACGACGUUUCAGUGCCAGAUAUCAACAGUGACCUCCGAAGUCAUAAACGUGCUCAUCAAUAAGGAUCAAAAUCUCGUCAUUGAAAAGGGGGACCACUGGACCAUCAUAAAUGGGGUAGCUCUCAUGCCAAAUGUGGACCAGGUCAUACUGUGUGACACUCCCGAAGACAUCCCUGUUUCCCCAGAUGGAGGAGGCCUGGGAGCUGGCUUCAUUUCCCUUACUUCCAUGGAGAAGUCCCCAGAGACCGGUCACCCUGGCCCUCCAUUUCAGGAGCCCCAGUGCGGCAGCACCCUAUCAUGUGCCCAAGAGGAAAUUUCCAGCAGUAGCCAGAGCACCAACUUUGAUAAAAGUCGUUUGCGUAACAGGCCUGUCAAACCUAGCGUAAGGAUUAGUUCUGAGAUCUAUGAUCAGAACUUUGAGUCUCAGACCAUUGCAUCUGAUCACACGUACUUUAACUCGAAACUAGAGCCAUUCAGCAAAAAUAAGAAUCGAUCAAAGAUUUCAAACAAAGAUCAAUCAAACAGGUCGGCAAAGGCUUUGGCAUCAAGCCGAGUUGAAACUAAUCAGAAUGAAGGUUCUCAGUCAUUUUCAGGGGAAAGAGAGAGCACAAAAACUCAGAGAAAUCAAACUCAGACCAUUCUAGCCAAUGCUGACACAUCAACUCCUACAGAUUGUUCUGAUACCCUGAGUAAAAUCCGGCAGGAGGUGGGGCCCCCUCUGCCGCCCUUGCUUGCUCCUCUGGUUGCUACACCUCCAAGGACUUCGCAGCCAGUUUCUCCGCUGCUAGCAACGUCCUCUCCCUCCUCACCUACCUCUCCUCUUGGCCAGAUUUCUCCCUUGUGUGAACCCCCUGUGCCUCCUGUGAUGUCUCCUUUGCCGGAAGAGCCGGGAUGCCUCUCUCCCCCAUGCACAUCUCCGUCCCCAUCUGCUGCACCGGCCGGCGAGAGGAUAGUGUCAUCACCCUUGCAAUUUUGUGCUGCCACCCCAAAGCAUGCCCUCCCUGUGCCUGGCCGCCUCCCGCCUCUGGCAUCUGCCCACACGGCUGUGGCUGGACCCCAGGAGAAUUCCGUUAAAAUCCUCGACACCAUGUACCCAGAGCUGUCUGCCAGGGCCCGUACCCUCAACAUUCUCAAAGGGAACAUUCAGCUCACUCGAGGUCCUCCUGCAGACCGUAAGAGCUUAGCGGGGCCUGUCAGUGCUAUCACAGGCUUCAAGGCAAUCACCUCAACAUCCACCGCCUUUGUUAAGACAGGGGGCAGCUCAGGGAGUGACUGUAGUCAGGACAAAUCCAGAGAUGGGGGGACUCGCCAGGAUGCAGGAGGGAAAAGGACAUUGUCUGCAUCUACGCUGAGGAGCGCCAAAAGACUGCGGCUGGACAGUGGGUCCCCAGAACCAGAAACUGGGGGCGCCACUACAGAAGGAGUCAGCAAGGCCCUCCGGAGGAGCCUCCCUCAAACUGAAGCUGUGGCGGCAGAGGAAGAAAGUUCUUCUCUGACCGUCAGUGCGGUUUCACAGUUGCCUCCAAACCCAAAAGAAACUGUAGAGUCCCAUGACAAAGCCAUAGCUGAUGCACUGAAGAAGAUCGCAGAGUCGUCUUUUGAUCUCUUACCUGUCAUUCGAAGUCAUGUGUAUGUGGGAAAUAUCUCCAAAAAGCCUGUCAUGAGAGAUCAAGAGAAGGAAGUUGUUCAUGAGUUUAGCACAACCAAAAAGCAUUUGGCAGAGUGCUUGCUGCACUCUAUUCUCUCAGAACUGAAACUGCAGAAGAUCUCCAUGGAGCGCAAUUACAUUCACGCCCUCUGCAGAGUGUAUGUGGGCAUCUGUCGGCAACUUGGGGACUUGGAAAGAGCUCGUUUGUUUUGCUACAGCCUACUUAAGGAAGAUUUUCCAGAGUCAGAGAAACUGACUUUGUUCAUUGCAAAUAUGUGGCAUGACAUAUUUAUUUCCCAAUCGGUGAUUAAUAAGGCGAUGCAGUUGGUUGCCAGGCAACGUGCUAAAGGAGAGGUCCGGAACUGUUUGAGAGCCUUUCUCAACUGGGAAAAGAAUGCUCCUGUGGAUGUGGGUUUCAUGGUUUCUAAGCUGCUGUUGACCAUACAGUUGUGUCCAAAAACGGAGUUUCAGUCCAGUGAAAAAUUUGGGGAAGACUUAAGUGAUAACACUUGGGAGUACAUAUUUGCUAUUGACCUGCUCUGCUGCCAUCAGAAGUGGAUUUGGACACAUGAUAACAUUAUAAGUAAAGAGCUGUGGCCUGUAAUGGAUAAGUGGAUAAAAUACAGAAAAGGACAUGCGAACAUUGCAUAUACUCCUGAUAUUAUUAUCGCAUCGAUACUGAGGCUGAUCGGUCGCUUAGGCCAGCUGGGCUUGAAGGAGGGCUUCCCGUCCGCCGUGAAGAACAUCAGCUCCGUCAUCGGCAUGUUCAUCCAGCACGCCCGGGACGAAGAUAUCCCGUGGGGCAUCCAGCUGGCGGCUGUGUACGCGCUCUGUGAUUUGAGUCCCAGCAAUCCAGCGGAAAUAUCCAAGAUCCUGGAGGCCUGGCGCCAAGAGACCGCGCACAGCGUGCCCUCCGCGGUGCUCAGCUGCCUGGAGGAAGUCGGCUCGCUGUGCGCGGAGGAAGUCGGCUAAGCCGCCCCGCGCCCGUGUCUAGAGAAGUGCCUUUACCUAUCUCGAGGACAAAUAGAUGAGUCAGCUCGCGGAGCACAAACUGAGGUUUCAAAAGGAAAGACAUCGAAGACAGAAAAUGCCCAGAGGCUCUCCUCACUGUGGCGAGGAGACAGCAGCCGGCCGUGGCAGGGCUGCCUUUCCCUAAACCGCAUACAUUUCACUUAAGGCUGUUGUGAUUCCAUGACAUGUGGGUUGUAUUAUUGUGUCUUGGUCAAACAACAAAAACUUGAACUUAGCCCUUUUUUGCUGCAGAAAGUGUCCUUUAGUCGCUUUUCAAAAUUGAGUGGCAUUUUAUAAUGAAUUUAGUAUAAAGGCAUUGAUUUGGUUCCUAGGCUAAUUUUGAACUUUGCGCUGAAAUGAUUGACUAGGGAAAAAUAAGCUGGCUGAGGAAGAGCCAGAAGAUUCUUCGGCUGUCUUAGCUGGAAAUGGGCUUCAAAAUUGUUUCUCAAGGUGUAGUGUGCGACUGGUCAGAGGAGAACCUUAGAGACCGGUUCUAGUGCAUCAUCUUCCUAUCUCUGCAGGCCCUUCAAACUGUCACUGUAUCAGGACAAGGAGGGCUGAAGAGUAGACAUUCACUUGCAGGCUUUGUGUCAGCGACCUGUAUGUACAUAGACGAUUCAGAGACGCGCAGGCAGGUCUCUGUGUGUGCCGUGUAUAUAUGGACCGUGCUAUAAUGUGUUUCACAUUUGAUGAUAUUCCACUUUCGGAAUUUUAGUAUUUGUACAUAGAAAAUGGGUUUAAUAACUCACCGUGGUUCUGAUUUGUCUUAUAUUCAUCAUUUCUUAAAACUCUUGUAUGUGUUUUUUAUAAUAAAAAAUUUAAAGUAAGCCAUGCA
Enhydra lutris kenyoni (northern sea otter) is the source of this 13878-nucleotide messenger RNA. Its product is annotated as interactor of little elongation complex ELL subunit 1. NCBI's taxonomy places the organism in Eukaryota, Metazoa, Chordata, Mammalia, Carnivora, Mustelidae. The transcript has 33 exons. The record is from RefSeq and is a predicted model, not a curated record. The coding region runs from base 126 to 13004 and encodes 4292 amino acids.